UUUGCGCAGUCCAUGCAUUCUUGACCUGAGUGUUUUGCUUAUGAUUCGAUUAUUUCAUGAUUCAAUGAGCAUGAGAAAUCAGCAAACCACCUUGGUGUUCUCUUCCGCAUUCUAGGUACGAUUAUUUUCAUUAAUCUUGUUGUUACUUUUUGCGAUAUGAUACAAGCGUAUAUAAUACGUGAUGAAUUUUCUGGCACAGGACCCUACUCCCCUCCUCUUGGCCUCCUCUCCCCCCUCCUCCCAGGGCUACGGGUUCAAUUUAAAAGAGAAAGAGAAAGGGAUCUGGAAAAGAGGUUGAGCUGAAUAUAGUAUUUGGUAAGAUAUCGCAUCGUGAAUUUUCUGUUGAAUUGUAAAGUUGGUUUAGUUACCGUGAAAUAAACUGUCUAAAAGGCAAUCACAGAGAUGAGUACACCAAAGUCUUUUCCUUCACUUACUGUGAUGAUUCGCUUUAGCGCAUAGGGCGCUAGUUUACUUCAGCUCAAAGGAGGGCGCGUAUUGGAGAGCGGACGCUUACCAGGGACGGAGCACAUAUUCCUUUUUGAACAUUAUACUGAUCUGACUGUGAUCAAGAGACAGAUAUUUUAACUCAAGACGGGCUGCAGCCAAAGGGGUUCUUAUAGUAAUGUUCAGAGAAGAAAGCAGACUUCUAAUCGCUCUUUUCUAUGUCAUUGCCUUGAAUGUCACUUUCGCUGAUAGAGCGCUUAAAAAAUUAUAGGGAAGGUGAGGGGUGAUUAUUAAAAAAACGCACUCGAGGGGAAGGGCUUAUUUGAAAGGGUAUCGCCGGCUAAAUCGAGUCAUUAGACACUCAUUAAGGUAGUUUGUACCUGGCCAUUUAAGGUCUUAUCUUGGAUCAGGAUCGAGGUGUCCCGGGGGCAGGUGUUGAAUUUUGGAUUCGAUAAAUUGAAAAUUUGAACACUUCAUCCCUCUCUAAAGACCCACUGAUUUAUUAUUGAGCUAUUCUGUAGAUGGCCGAGAUAUUUUUGACGUUGCGGAAAGAAUGGUAGGCACAGUGAAUUGCUCUCCCUUUUUCGUGUAGGUGCAGGUCAUGUUAUAAGUGAACAACUCUUUUAACUCUUUCACCACGUUCAACUAAAUCUAUAUAGAAGACUAGAAGACCUCAAAAUUCUUUUUGACAUUUCAAUUGAGGUGCAGAUGUGACACAACAAAAGCGCAUUGGCAGCGACGGCUCAAUAACAAAACCUGAAAUUGUGAUCCGGAGUCCAGCACACAGACAAUUAGGACACAGCACUCAAAUGGAUAUGUGAACAAAAGUAUCCGGUAUUCCCGCAGAUCAAAAUAAUUAAAAAGCGACAGAGCCGGUGACGAAUAUUGCUACUGAACACUAGUGUCGCACUCUUUUCUCGAAAUAUAUAAUGCCUUUCGCAAUCGUGUAAAUUGAGCGUAUUUCCUCGCAAACCCGGAUAGAAUUUUGCAACUGAAUCGCAACUGAAACGAUUUCGAUUUUGCUCUCGGUCCCUCAACAUCCACUUAUUCCUGUACCCUGCAAGCAUGGACAGGGAGACGGUGGUUGGGGGCUUUUUCACCGCCCUCGCGUGAAAUUGUGACGUCAUUUUCGCUAAUCCGAAGAUCAUCUUGAUGUCACGUCGUAAAAUCGAUUCCGUUCUCGAAUGACUAUUUACCUUGUACAACCGCUAAAUGAUCAGUGUAUUUUCUCUGGAUUUAAAUUCCUGUACUGCUUCUAUGUCUCGCCCGUUUUAAGAAUGCACUAAGGGAAAGCAUUGCUGUGGCUUUGUUUGGAAGAAUGCAGUGAAAUGUGGACCCUAUUUGUUGAAGAGAAUUGACCACUGUGAACAGGCCCGCGAACCAGCUGCUCUCAAAGUGGUUGAAUAAGACAGUCGCCUGUGGACACAUAGACAUUUAAUGUCAUGGCUAAAGAUCAGGAAUUACUCCAGGCGGUUAAAUCCAACGACCUUAAUGCCUUCAGGAAGGUAGCGGCAAAAAUAAAAGCGGCCAAAUCAAAAAAAGGUGGCAAGAAAUACAAUGUCAACAUACAAGACGAUGAUGGUUUUACAGCUACCCAUCAUGCCUCUCUCACUGGCAGUAGUGAAGUUGUUAUGGGACUCAUUGAGUUGGAGUGUGACGUCAAUGCUAAAGAUAAGAAAGGGAUGUCCCCCUUACAUUUAGCUGCUUGGUCAGGAAAGGUUGAAGUAGCUCGGUUGUUAGUGGAGACUGGAGCUGAAGUGGAUACCUGCUCAAACGAUGGAGAGACUCCUCUUAUUUUAGCUUGUCAACAUGGCAACUCUGAUGUGGCAGAUGUACUUCUAGACAGGAAUUGUAGUUCCCUGACUGUAAAUAACAAAGGAGAGACUGCUCUGGACCUUGCUUGCAGAUACGGACAUGUACAUGCUGUUGAACUCUUGCUUGCAUCCAGAGAUGUGAAGAGUGCUUUAACUAAUGGUAAAACCUAUAAAACAGAUCCUCCAUUACACUUAGCCUGUAAGACAGGUCAUUUGGAAAUAGUAAGAAUGUUACUGGAAGCUGACGCAGACAUUAAUCAGGCCACAAGCAAUGGUUCGUGUUUACAUGAAGCUGCUCUUUAUGGUAAAACUGAUGUGGUAAAGUUCCUUCUUGAUUGGGGCAUUGAUGUGAACAUCAGGAACGAUGAAGGACACACAGCACUUGAUGUGGUAAAUCUCUUCACAAGCUCUAAAGCAUCAGCAGAUAUUAAACAACUACUAAAAGAUGCGGCCGAUGCAGAUACCACUGUAUACGCAAAAGCUGUGAGGGAUCACUUCAAUAUGAUGGAUUCAACAGCCCUUUCCUUCAAGACUGGAGAAACAAUCAUUGUGCUGGAACAAAAUCAAAAUGAAAGGUGGAAAGGAAAAGUUAAAAAUGGAGACAAAGAGAAAGUUGGAUACUUCCCAGGAAACUUCGUCAGGUUAACCACACCAAGAAAAGCCUCUUCUGCCAAGAAGUCACCAAAGCUUAAGGAAGCUGGCGUACUUCCGGUGGGAUCUUACCAGAUGGUUACAGUACCUCCAGUGCCGCCUUCUCCAGGUUUUCAGAGAAACUCUCCUCGAUUAAGUAGUUUCGGUAAAAAGGGACCUCGCCAUCGCGGUGAUGAAGAUGGGGAAGAGAGCCCCAAUCCUGCCACGAAAAAGGCCUUGUUUGAGCCAGUUUUACCUGCAAAGGGACUCAAAGCCAAAAAAGGCUCAGUCAAACUCGCUUCCGGUACGGGCCUGCAGUAUGUGGAGGUUGAGGUUGACAAAGCGCCCUUGUCUCCUCCCCAGGCCCCUAAUCCAGGAGUUCAAACAAACAGCAAAACGCAGUACGCUGAAGUUCGUUUACCGCCGUCAAAUGAAUCCGUUGAGGAGGUUGAUAAAUGCGAAGAACUUCCACAGCUGCCUGAAAAAGAGAAUAAGAAGCCUUGUGCUUCAAACGUCGAGAUGGACGAUAUUUGGGUACGAAAUACAUCGAAUCCACCGCCUUCGCUACCGCCUAAAAUACGGGCGCCUGUUAAGGACGUCGCACCCGCUGCUGUUCCCGAAUCUAGCCAAUCAACUUUCAAAUCUGGAAGACUACCUGCGGCUCUUCCACCAGACAAACAUCCCGCGGGACAUUCAAGUCCCGAGGGUCAGAUCGGUCUUACGAGUCAAACGGGUCUCAGCGUUACUGAGGAACCCUCGCGACGGGUCGCAAGUCCCGAAUUGUCAAGGAAAGGAUACGAAGACAUGAGUCUAAGUAAAGCAACGCCUCCUUCCCCUGACGUUUUAUGGAAACCGCAACCAUUGAAGGUGAAAGAAUAUCCGAAACCAAAACAGCAACUAGCUUACGAGAAUGUGCAGCUGCCGAACAGAGGAAAGCCUGGUAACGAUACGCAGAGUAUGAUCAUCUCACAUGUCGACCAACAGGGAGAAGGAGAGGACGGUUACGUUAUUGUUAACACACCAACCUCGAAAAAAACUCACGCCAGGGGCUACGAAAAUGUCACGCCAGGCGCUAGCACGCCGGUGAAAUGGGACAACGUCUCGAAUGAUGUCAAUUAUGUGCCAAUGACGGGAGCUGUUCCUGCUGACACAGCACAAAAUGACAAGACUAGUAAUCAAGCUGUUAAGCAAGACAAUGAGACCAGUUUAUCAGAUGAUGCAGGGGAAAACAAAGAUGGAAUGGAUUACGAGAUGAUGACAAACGGUGCCGUGCCAGUUAACCAUCAGUAUGUCAAUAUCGACCGACGCGCAGGAGACGCGGGUGAUCCCUCGGAAGCUACGGGCCACAUCCCGCUUAAGAUGCGAGAGUAUAACGAGUUGUUCGACUGGCUGCAGAAAUUCAGACUGACUAUCUACAUCGAUAAUUUUGUGAAAGGAGGUUUCGACAUGACCAGUAUACUUGGAAUAACUGCAGAGGAUUUGACGGCCAUAAACGUGACGAAAACAGGUCAUAGGAAAAAGAUUCUAUCAGAAUCAGCCAAACUGGAAAGUAGAGUGGUAUUUCCGAGAGAAAAACCGAGAGAUAUUAUGACGUGGCUGCGUCUGAUUGGUCUAGAGCAAUACAUACCCGAGUUCUUGGACGGCGGAUUCGAUGACAUGGAUUUCCUCCAGGACAUGACGUUAGAAGACCUAGUAGCGAUUGGAGUCAAAAAACCAGGCCAUCAAAGAAAGAUAUGGAUGGCCGUGCAAGCUCUGAAAGAGGCAGACGAAAAUGAGAACGUGCUGGAAAGUGUAGAAGAGAAAUUUCCGCUUCAGGAGAGGAAGGGUUAUUUAGAGACAUGUUUAGAUGGAGAAGAUUCCGGAGUAUCAACCGAUGAAGUUGAACCAUCUGAAUUGAUCUCGGAAAGCGCUCGAACACAAGAAAACCAAAAGGAGUUUUCUCGCAAUGCUCUUUCCCCGAGUGGAAAAGCUAAUGAAGAGCUUUUUGUCGAGGAUUCUUCGUCGGCGGAAUCCGAAAUUCCCGAGACAACAACGCAGCUUGUUCAUAAAGAAGAAUUACCAUAUGAAAACGGAGAUCAAGAUCAACAGAAGAAUGCUGGUCCACAUGAUCUGUGCCCUGAGGCGCCGCAGACGGAUGGUGAUGGGGUUGAUCCCUCUGCCAAUCGGCUAGACCCUCCGGAGGAAAAAGGCAACCAUGAAAAUGAAUUGGACCCUUCGUUAGGAUUACAUGGAGAUAAUUCUGUUUUAACUUCAGCUAAUGAAGACGACGAACCUCCUCCCCGCCCUCCCCCUCCAUUGGAGGAUAUUGAGCUGCCACGUCAUGUGGCCAACUCUAAUCAAACUAAAAUCGAUUUCAAUGGCCCCGGAAUGGCCGUGAAGGACAUGGUUUCAGAGGAGAACGAUAGAAUACGUACCUCCUCGCCGGACUCUACCUUUCAGAGACCCAAGAAACCUGCCCCACCACCACCGGUCAAGCCUAAAAGCUUUAAGAAGGGCCCGCCCCCUAAAGUGCCGCCCAAGCCCCGAAAGUCCGCGUCUUUCACGGCUGGAUACAGAGAGAGGAGCUCGGGCGAGGAAAGCGCCGGAGACAGGUCACCGACAAAACCCUUGUCUCCUGUGGACAGUAAGUGUCUUUUUUAAAAAAAAUAAUGAAACUAUGAUAGUUUGACCUACAACCUAAUGGUUAGUGCUUUGUAUUCCGGUUUGACAGAUCUGAGUUCGGGCCCAGCCGGAGUCACUGUGUUUGUUUUUGGCAAACUUAGCUUUGCGCUCACAGUGCCUCUCUUCCAGUUCGCCCAGCCAUAUAGA
This is a messenger RNA of Orbicella faveolata, 5696 nucleotides long. RefSeq lists its product as uncharacterized. Gene Ontology annotation, molecular function: protein binding. The record is from RefSeq and is a predicted model, not a curated record. NCBI's taxonomy places the organism in Eukaryota, Metazoa, Cnidaria, Anthozoa, Scleractinia, Merulinidae.